Molecule: messenger RNA, 702 nt
Organism: Pestalotiopsis fici W106-1
Lineage: Eukaryota; Fungi; Ascomycota; Sordariomycetes; Amphisphaeriales; Sporocadaceae
Product: Mitochondrial import inner membrane translocase subunit tim-21
Exons: 4
Coding region: 1-702 (233 amino acids)
Biological process (GO): protein import into mitochondrial matrix
Cellular component (GO): TIM23 mitochondrial import inner membrane translocase complex
Source: RefSeq, a predicted model, not a curated record
AUGAAGCUCAUACUCCGCCCGACGGCCAUCAGUAGUAGUUGUAGUACUGCCACCGCCACCGCUGCCCUGCUAUCCCGGUCACGACCGCUACAUUUUCAGAGAAGCUAUGCGACCCAGAAUAAUCCAGGCUCAACGUCCAAGCGAAGAUCCGUAACACCAUUCAACGACGACGGUCAUGUGCCCUGGCAAGACCUAUCAGGUGCCGAGAAGACAGCCAGAGCGACCCAACAGACCUUCAACUUUGGUCUGGUCGUCGUCGGUGCCGUACUGACAGGCGGCGUCGCAUAUUUCCUCUAUACAGAUGUCUUUUCUCCCGAUAGCAAGACUGCCUACUUUAAUCGCGCCGUCGACCGCAUAAAGAAGGACCCCGACUGUCUCACGCUGCUGGGAGACGCAAAGAAGCUCACGGCUCACGGAGAGGAAACCUACAACAAGUGGCGCCGUGCGAGACCGAUCGCAUCUUCGCACACAACGGAUAAUCAGGGUACCGAGCACAUCAUGUUGCAUUUCUACAUGGAGGGACCUCGCAAUAGAGCCACGGUUAAUGUCCACCUCACGAAACGGGCUGGCGCCUCCGAGUUCGAGUACAAGUACUUUUACCUUGACAUACCCGGACAUCAGCGCAUCUGGCUGGAGAAUGCCGAUUCCAAGUCUUCCUCGACUUCGAAAAAGUACAAGUUCCUUGGUGUGAAUUGGAACUGA